AUGAAAGCGGCGAAUGAACCUGAGGUUACUCAACUCCUCCGACUCCUCGAUGUGGAAUUGAUCAAAGAAGAAGUGGAAUCCCUCCGCCCAGGCUAUAAAGUAACCAAAAUCCUCAAGAACCCCGAUAGCAUGGAUAAUAUCAACGAAUGGAAAGCACUUUAUAAAGGUGGUAUUGCCGUGCCGUACUCCAUUAUGAGACCUGAAGAUAGUAAACUCCACCCCAAGUUGAUGUAUAGUUAUCAAACUUUCAUCGAAGGUCCCCCAUGGCAAGAUUUCCCCUCCUCCAAACCUCGCGAUCAGCUAUUAAGCCCUUCUACCAAGAGGCACAUCGAAAGUAUCGCCAAGUGGUUUAUAUCCAUGGAAAAAGUCAAAUUUGAUAAAAUCGGAAGUCCAACAUUCACCCUAGAGUCAAGAGAAGAAGUUGUUAUUGGUUCUCUUAUCGAACGACAACCAUCUAUGACAAUCCCACCAUACUUCAGCGGUCCUUUCAGAACUGCCAAAGAACGUUAUCUGAGUACUAUAAAUGGUCGUCUGGAAGCCUUGAAGUCCCGGACUCUCGUCGAUCCUUCCAGAGAGGUACCAAACUAUCUCGCUCUGCUGGAAUUGAAAGAAUUGGUCGGAGAUGAUCUCGAGAUGGGAAGAGAUACGGGUUCUUUUUAUAUCAGACAUGCCGAUGAUCAUUGGGAUCAUACGAGGACCAAGGAAGGUGGCGAAGUAACAGGUAUAAUUGAUUGGGAGUGGGCAUACACCACGAAUAAAGCUGAAGCAUUCGCUUCACCAAUGCAUUUCUUACCUUCCGAAUUCUAUCAUGAGGGCAGUAACGAUGUUUUCUCUCCUCGGGAAUACGCACUCAUCGAAGCUUACCAAUCACUCGGACGAGAUGACUUGGCGGACUGUGUCAAGGUUGGAAGAAAGUAUCAACGAUUGAUCUACUUCUUAAAAUGUAUGUUCACCAAUGUUCUCGAGCUGAACGCCAUCAGGAAAGCGUUCUUGAAGAUUCCGGAUGAGGAUAUUGAUGAUUUUCCAAAGACGGAGGAAGAGUGGGUGGAGAAGAUGUCGAUAAAAUGGAGGGAUGAAAAGGGGUUGAGAGGUUUGGUUGAUAAUCCUGUAGAGGAGACCGUUUUACCUGAACGAAUUUGA
This is a messenger RNA of Kwoniella mangroviensis CBS 8507, 1140 nucleotides long. RefSeq lists its product as uncharacterized. The transcript is spliced from 5 exons. The coding region runs from base 1 to 1140 and encodes 379 amino acids. NCBI's taxonomy places the organism in Eukaryota, Fungi, Basidiomycota, Tremellomycetes, Tremellales, Cryptococcaceae. The record is from RefSeq and is a predicted model, not a curated record.